AUGGCCAACUCUCAGCCCCCAAGCUUUGCCAAUGAAGAGUAUGUAGUGGGAUGGAUAUGCGCUCUUCCUGUCGAGAUGGCAGCGGCAAAAGGCAUGAUGGAUGAAGAGCAUGGAGAGCCACGCACCCCGCCAGCCGACGCAGAUCAGAACACGUACAUAUUGGGCUCCAUGGGCAAGUUUAAGAUUGCCGUAGCGUGUCUACCAAUGCACCAAGUCGGAACAAGCUCCGCUGCUGUAGCUGCGAGGGAUAUGCUAUUUACGUUUCCAAACAUUCGUAUUGGCUUGUUGGUUGGUAUUGGAGCGGGUGUUCCAGAUGAAAACAACGAUAUUCGUUUGGGCGAUGUUGUCCUCAGCAGUGAUGCAAAGAAUGGAGGAGUUAUCACAUACGACUUUGGGAAGAAACUUGCGGAUGGUUCUUUUGAGAGCAUAUCUGCAUUGAAUCGCCCUCCUAGAUCAUUGGCAACUGCUCUUGGAAAGCUCAAAGCGGAGCAUGAAAUGCGAGAGAAUAAAAUCUUGUCUUAUGUUGAGGAAAUGUUGCGCAAAUACCCGUUCAUGCGAAAGAGAAAAUACUCUCGCCCUGAGCAGGCGUUAGACCAGUUAUUUCGAUAUGACUAUCUGCAUGUCCAGGGGGCAACAUGCGCGACAUGUGACCCAUCGAAAGCAAUAACGCGCGAGCAGCGAUUCGAUGACAACCCUCUCAUCCAUUUUGGAACUAUUGCUUCUGGCAAUACAGUGGUCAAAGAUGCCAUAAUGCGAGAAGAGAUCAAGGAAAAGCACGGGGCGAUCUGCCUGGAGAUGGAAGCAGCAGGUAUCAUGAACAAUUUUCCAUGUAUCGUCAUUCGUGGGAUCUCGGACUACGCCGACUCGCACAAAAACGAUGACUGGCAACCAUUUGCGGCAGCGGCAGCGGCAGCUUGCGCAAAAGAGUUCCUUGAGCAGGUUCAGCCCAAAGCCGUCGAUGGAGAACCUGCAGCAAAAGACACCUUGAAAAAAGUUCAUGACGAGGUGCUGGGGAUAAGCAAGUUCGUGACGACAGAGCAAACUUGGCAAAUUCUGCAAUGGAUCACCCAUCUGGAUUUCGUUUCUCAGCAAAAUGACAUGCUCAGUCGAAGACAAGAAGGAACAGGCCUCUGGCUUAUUGGCUCUCAAGAAUUCGAACAGUGGUUGAGCCAGUCUAGAAAGACGUUGUUUUGCCCUGGGAUCCCAGGGGCUGGAAAGACAGUCAUGAGCUCUAUCAUAAUUGAUCAUUUGAAUAGGAGAUUCGCAGAUGACCCGAAUGUGCACAUCGCGUGGAUAUUCUGCAGCUAUCAGCCACAUCAAGCGCAAACCACCCUAGAUCUUCUGCUAAGUCUCCUUAAACAACUGGCUUUGAAAGGUUCGUCGGUUGCACCACACAUUGUGAAACUUUACAGCCAGCACAACAGCCAAAAUACACGCCCAAAUCAGACUGAAGUCCAAGUGGAGCUCUUAAAAUUGGCAAAAGACUCUGAUAAGGUGUUCAUUGUAAUGGAUGCGCUCGACGAGUAUUGUUCCUGGAAUCUGGAAGAGAUGCAGCAAUUUUUAUCCGCUAUUUUCAGACUUCAACAAGAGGCAAAUGUUAGUAUCUUCGCAACUUCCCGGUUCAACUCAGACAUCACGAGCCUUUUUCCGAACAGCGUAUCAAAGGAGAUUAGAGCGCAGCAAGGGGACAUUUUGACCUACGUGAAUAAUCGGAUGCCUCGACUACUGCUCUCAAAUAUAUCGGGACAUACCGAAGUUCAAGAACAGGUUAGGAGGAGCAUUGUGAAGGCUGCGGAUGGGAUGUACGUUGGAGAUAAUCUGUUGAUUUAUGUAUACGUGGCUAAUAUCCUGACAAGGUUUCUGCUUGCAAAACUCCACAUGGAUCAUUUGAUGGGGUGUCCGAGCGUCGGAGACCUUGAAGAAGCCUUAUCGACGUUGCCUUACGGUCAAAAGGGGCUGUUUACAGCCUAUGAUCAGGCCAUCAGCAGGAUUCAGUACCAAAAAGAGGCCUUCCGCCGAAUGGCAUUUAGGGCAUUGUCAUGGUUGACCUUCAGUAAGAGGGCUCUCUAUGCACAAGAGUUACAACACGCCCUUGGUACCAGAUCUGGCGACAAAACCUUGAACAAGAAGUUCCUUCCUGCAAUUGAGAUAAUGGACUCAUUGUGCGCUGGAUUAGUUGUUCUCGACCGAGAAAGUGGCACCAUCCGUUUAGUCCACUACACGACAAAGGAAUAUCUGGCAGAAACCCAUGUUCUCCACGAUGCAGAAGUCGAAAUUACCAAAACGUCCCUCACAUAUCUUUCAUUCGACGAAUUCUCCUCUGGACGGUGCUCAAACAAAGAGGACUUUGGAAUUCGACUGCAAAUAUUUCCCCUGUUUCAUUACUGUGCUGAGAACUGGGGAUUUCACGCCUCAGCAGCCUUGAAAUUUUCAGCAGAAAUAAAGAGCGUGAUACACACCUUUCUCGAUAAGACAGAGAAUAUUUCCGCUGCAAGCCAAGCUAUGAUGUAUCGUUCGUUCCGCAAUUUGGAGGGGUCACAUUGGCUAUCCGUGCUCCCGCGCAGACUCACGAAAGUACACCUCGCCGCACACUUUGGUCUUACAGACAUACUUGAGAUCUAUCUUGAUUCCAAUGAUGAUAUGGAUUCUAAAGAGUCUCGAGGAAUGAGUCCACUCGCCUAUGCGGCCCACGGAGGCUGGUUUAACGCUGCCAAAACACUGCUUGAUUCGAGAAGGGUUGAUCCAAAUGCAACAGAUCGUUAUCGCUGGACACCCCUGCUUCUUGCUCUUUCCGCCGGACAUGAGAGAAUUGUGGAGCUUCUGUAUAGUCACGGGGCUUGUCUAGAUAUCGAGGAUAUGUGGGGCUAUUCGCCUUUAUGCCAUGCAGCCCGUAUCGGGCACAUAGAGCUGAUGCGCUUCUGUCUCAAUAAUGGUGCGGAGAUAAAUUCACGUUGUUCUCCAAAGACGGGCGACGAAGGUACACCGCUGAUGCUGGCACGGUGCUCAGGUAACAAUAAUGCUGUGCUUUUUCUUUUGGAAAAAGGAGCGAACCCGGACUAUCCAAAUGAGCACGGCACAACACCUCUAUCUGCAGCGGCACGGGAAGGGGAUGAAGAGGUUGCCAAAUUGCUUUUAGAAUGGGGCGCUGCUGCAAAUCCAAUCCAAAAUCUCGGGACGACACCUUUAUUCCAUGCAGUCUGGGGAGGGCACGACAAAAUAGUCAAGCUACUCCUGGUGGCAAAUGGGAAUACAGGCGUAGGCCAGGUUAUGAUGGAUGGGUUGUUGAGAACUGCGUCAGGGGUUGGCCAGAUAAAAACACUUCAGCAUUUGCUAGAGUAUGGAGCUGAACUAAACCCACAAGAUCAACACUCAGAGACUGCUCUACUUGCCGCCGCCAGGGAGGGCCAUGAAGAAUCAGUGAGGUACCUUCUACAGAGCGGUGCUGACCCAACUAGACGUAAUAAGUCUGGGGAGAAUGCGCUACUUGUUGCAACAAAACAUAACCACGUAUCCGUGGUCAAUCUCCUACUCGAAGCGGGGAUUGAAGUUGGCUCCCAAGAUAUCACGGGAAACACUGCUUUAUUCUUCGCCGCCGAAAGCGGAAGCGACGAUAUACAAAAGGAGACCCCCAUGCAUAUGGCACUAUGGUAG
Messenger RNA from Penicillium canariense, 3651 nucleotides. RefSeq lists its product as uncharacterized. Bases 1 to 3651 code for a protein of 1216 amino acids. Lineage: Eukaryota; Fungi; Ascomycota; Eurotiomycetes; Eurotiales; Aspergillaceae. Gene Ontology annotation, biological process: nucleoside metabolic process. The transcript is spliced from 3 exons. Gene Ontology annotation, molecular function: catalytic activity; protein binding. The record is from RefSeq and is a predicted model, not a curated record.